This is a messenger RNA of Postia placenta MAD-698-R-SB12, 6764 nucleotides long. RefSeq lists its product as hypothetical. Gene Ontology annotation, molecular function: microtubule plus end polymerase activity; microtubule plus-end binding. NCBI's taxonomy places the organism in Eukaryota, Fungi, Basidiomycota, Agaricomycetes, Polyporales, Adustoporiaceae. Gene Ontology annotation, biological process: microtubule polymerization; establishment or maintenance of microtubule cytoskeleton polarity; mitotic spindle organization. The coding region runs from base 1 to 6585 and encodes 2194 amino acids. The record is from RefSeq and is a predicted model, not a curated record. The transcript is spliced from 16 exons. Gene Ontology annotation, cellular component: kinetochore; spindle pole body; spindle pole.
AUGGCUGAACCUCCAGCCCAGGAGGAGGACUUCAACUCUAUUCCGAUCUCUGACAGGCUCGCCCACAAGAACUGGAAAGCUCGAGUCAGUGCAUAUGAGUCGUUAGUCAAGACCUUCCAGACUACAGCAUCCGACUCCGAUCCCGCAUUCAGGCCGUACAUCAGCAACCCGGAGCUGUUGAAGAAGGCCGUUACAGACGCCAAUGCCGUCGCGCAGGAAAAAGGCGUGGACUGCGUGAUUGCGUUCGUGAAAUACGCCGGCGAGAAUGCCGCGAGCACAAGACCAGUGGUCAUUCCGGCACUGGUGGACAAGUGUUUUGGAUCUUCGCGUGCUGGGACGAAGGCCAGUGCCCUCGAGCUGGUCCUGCAGUAUGUCGAAGUUGACAACGGUGCUGCCGGGGUUGUGGAUGACAUACUUCCGGGCCUGGCAGCAAAGCAGCCCAAAGUAGUAGCAAGCACUGUAACCGCGCUGAAGGAAAUAGUUCGGACAUUCGGUACGUCCGUAGCGCCGCCACCACCAAUCUUGAAGUCAUUACCCAAGAUCUUCGCGCACACGGACAAGACAGUUCGGUCAGAAGGCACUCAGCUCACCCACACCCUGUACAAAUACAUGGGUGCCGGUAUCGAGAUGUUCUUGGCAGACCUGAAGCCUGUACAAGUGAAAGAGCUGAAAGAGGCAUUCGAGGAGUUAGAGAAGGAGGGCAAGGGAAAGGGCAGCCUGAAGCCAGAGCGGAUGACGAGGGCAGGGGCACGAGAAGCCGAGGCGGGCGGGGGUGACGAGGAUGGGCCUCCGGAGGAAGGCCAGUGGAAUCUGACGCCGGAUCCACGUAUGUUUGUGGAGGAGGUCGACAUUGUUCCGAAGCUGCCAUCCAAUUUCCAAGGCCAGCUGAGCUCUUCCAAAUGGAAGGAGCGCAAGGAGGUGCUGGACGCUCUCUUAGCGCUAGUGAACGCAACGCCCCGUAUCAAAGACGCGCCGGAACUGGGCGAUAUUGCAAAGUCUUUGGCGACGUGCGUGCAUAAGGAUGCGAACAUCAAUUGCGUAAUGGUUGCAGCAAGCUGUAUAGAGGGACUAGCAAAAGGCAUGAUGAACGCUUUCGGGAGGUUCAGAGAGCAUGUUGUUCCUCCGAUGUUGGAAAGGCUCAAAGAACGGAAAGCUAGUGUCACUGAUCACAUUGGAUCCGCCUUAGAUGCUACCACUCUUCCAGAUAUUCUAUCUGAAAUCCUUCCGGCCCUGGGUACAAAGAACCCCCAGGUAAAGGAAGGGACACUCAAGUUCCUCGCAAGGUGCUUGUCAACUUCGACCAUUGUUGUCCCGCCACCGCAGCUCAAACCCCUGACGGAUGCGCUGUCUCCCAUAUUGGAGGAUUCCGUCGAAGGCGCGCGAAACGAGGCGGCUACUUGUCUUGGAACCCUCAUGAAGAUGAUUGGUGAACGACCGUUGAAUGCGGUGAUGGAAGGCCUUUCAGACGUGAGAAAGGCCAAGGUCAAGGAAGCUUAUGAGAAGGCUACAGUCAAAGCGAAGGCGGGUGGUCCGCCGAAGCCACCAGCACCGGCGGCGAAGGAACCUCCGAAGAAGGGACCCCUUCCUGCAAAGAAAGCGGUACCUUCGAAGCCCCCGCCCAAUGUCUUAUCGCGUGAUUGUUUAUUGCAGGGCAAAAAACCUCCAGCUGCCGACACUACGGCAGCGGGUGGUCCUUCAUCCUCCGCUCCUGCACCGAAGAAGCUGCCACCCGCAGCAGGGACUUCCAAAAACGCGAAGGCUGCCCCUUCUGCGACUCCUGGCUCACUUGACACAGUGAAGUUCAAACAUACGCCUGAAGAUGCCGAGGCACUCGCAGCAGAGGUCAUCCCAGCCAACUUCUUCACAGACUUGGCAAACUCAAAUUGGAAGACGAGACUGGCAGCACUGGAGGAGAUGACUACCUGGACCGAAGGGGCUGCACCCAGCCUUGAUUCGGAGGUCGUCGUGCGAUUCCUGGGCAAGAAAGGCUGGGGCGAGAAGAACUUCCAGGUCUCUGCCAAACUAUACGGAAUUCUCAACAUUUUGGCAGAACGCUGUCCAUCAUUUGGUAGAUCUUCGGUGGCGCUCUGUAUACCUCAUCUGACAGAGAAGCUGGGCGAUGCGAAGUUGAAGAAAGCGUCUGGUGACACUUUGUUGUUAUUCGCAGAGAAGACGUCGCUUCAAUUCGUAUUGGGACACGCUUAUGAUCCCCUGUCGAAACAGAAGGCGCCGAAAAUGCUCGCAGAUGCAAUUACAUGGAUCGAGCAAGCUUUGGUCGACUUCGGGAUUGCCGGCUUAUCGCUUCGUGGUUUAAUCGAAUUCCUCAAAAAUGCCUUGAAGAAUUCGAACGCUGCUGUACGUACUAGCGCGACUAAGGCUCUCGUGACUGUCAAGUUAUUCGCGGGCUCAUCCGUCAAGGAUCUUCUCGAGGACCUCAACCCUCAGUUACUUACCACCAUCUUCGCUGACUUCGAUAAGGUUGAAGGUAAUCCCCCGCCAGUGCCCACGCGCUCAUCCGCGGAAGUCGGGGAUGUCUCUGCUAGUGCGACAGGCAAAAGCGGACCCGGAGCUGGUGGAGAUCCCUUGGACGAACUGUUCCCUCGCGUAGAAAUGGAUGGUCUACUAAAAGGCACCAGCAUCCUCGCUGACGCGAAGAGCGAUGCGUGGAAGACGAAGAAGGAGGCUCUCGAGACCUUACAGGCUAUCCUUGAUCAAGGGGCAAACAAACGCCUGAAGUCUAACAUGGGCGAGAUUUCGCAAAUACUCAAAGCUCGCGUCACCGACACUAACAAAGCUGUACAAGCACUAGCUUUGGAUAUCGUGUCUCGAAUCGCGACUGGCAUGGGAAAACCCUUCGAGAAAUUCACCCGGCUGUAUACUGUCCCUAUCGCAACGGUGCUCGCUGACCAGAAGGCACCUGUCCGCGCUUCCGCUAUUCAGACGUUGACGGCUGUCGCCAACGCCUGUGAAGGUCUGGACUCUAUGGUCGGUGGCCUGACGACUGCUCUAGAAUCUCAGAACCCUUUGCAAAAAGCUUCACUUUUAAACUGGAUGGCAGACUGGUUCAAGGAGCAUCCGCCCCAUUCUGGCCUAGACCUGAGUGGUUGGGUCGCACCUGUACUCGGGUCUCUUGACGAUCGGAACGGCGACGUGAGGAAGGGAGCUCAAGCUCUGCUACCCGCGCUCGUUGCUUGUGUUGGUUAUGAUCAAAUCAUCCACCAGACGAGCUCUUUGAAAUCAGCAUCGAGAGCCGCCGUAGUUCCUCUGAUACAGGCAGCACGAGCUUCUGCUCCCGAUGCCAGCGCGCCAGCUUCUAAGGCAGCCGCCUCAGGGGCCCAUGCACGAGUCCCAGCGGCUUCGGCGGCAGCAUCUGCAAAGGCACCGUCAGCUCCGUCACCGUCACCUCCUCCCGAAGAAGCACCUUCACCUACGGAAACCUCCGCCAAGAUUGCGCCUCCGAGCAAGAUGGGGGUCCGUCGUAGACUACCGUUGGGCGCAACAGCUAGACCAGAGUCGCGCGCAGAGACUCCAAUAGACGGUCCGUCUUCUCGUCUUCCUGGCAAGCCAGGGAUGGGCCUCAAGAAGCCCGGUGCAAGCGGCCCGUCCACAAGCAAGGCCGCAGCUCCGCCUGCUCCUGCAAUAUCGUUGCCAUUCACCAGCAGUAACGUCGAUGCCAAGCGAGCGCGUUUAUCGAAGGAUGCGCAAAGAUGGAUCAACGAAGCCGGGCCAACAAGGAAGGAUCUCGCAGAGCUACUGCAGCAUCAGAUGGAACCCUAUGCAUCCAAAGAGCUGCUUGCGCUUCUCUUUAGCCAUGAUCACAACGCAGUCAACGACCAUGUUUCUGGCUUGACAAUGUUACAAGAGUUGUACACUACUGUACAGAACGGCACUGAUGCAUCCGGUCUUGCCCAGGAGGACCUUCAAGCAAUCUGCUUGGCUAAUUCCGAUCUAGCCUUGAAAUACGUUUCAAUCAAGGUUCAUGAACCCCAGUCGAAUUUGGUACAGAAGUGUCUGGAGGUUAUAGAAACCGUCAUAUCGUUCCUUCAGAGCAUCGACUAUCAGUUCACGGACCCCGAAGCAGUAUGUUUUAUCCCGACUAUAGUCUUCAAGCUUGGUGAUGCGCGAGAACCUGUACGUGCUCGUGUUGCGCAGAUCGUCCAGACUUUGCCCAGAGUCUACGCAUACAGUCGUGUUUUCCAGCUAUUGCUAGAGUAUGGGUUGAGAUCGAAAGUCGCCAAGGCUCGUCAAGGCACUCUGGACGAACUUGCGAACCUGCUGAAGAAGUUCGGCAUUGGUGCCUGCGAGCCGCCGAAGGCAUUCCCUCUGGUUGCAACGAUGAUUUCCGACAAGGAUCCACAAGUCCGCAAAUCGUCGUUGCUCGUACUGAGUGAGGGUUACACCCUUGUCGGUGAGAGUAUUUGGACAUUUGUAGGGCAUUUGUCACCCAAGGACAAAACCCAAUUGGAGGAACGUCUACGUCGAGUGCCUGGCGUUAGCAGUCCAGAUAGGGCUGAAACUGCACAAAUAUCCACGCAUGCAUCGAGGCUCUCAUCGGCGAUCCCUAGAUCGGGUUCGCCUGCACCUGGACCUGCCUCACGAAUUGGAGCAAUCCCACGAGCGACAAGCCCCUCGAUGGUCCCAUCAUCUCGUCUCGCUCGCCCAGUAUCACCCGCUUCUAGUGUCGCGAGAUCAACAUCUCCGGCUCCGAGCAUCAAGAGGCCAACCUCUCCACCGAGGUCGACGAGAAUCGGUGGACUGUCGCAUCUUCCCGGACCAUCGUCUCCUUCUGCCAUUGGCCGGCCCAAGAGCUUGCUUCCGUCUCGAUUGGGCCCUCCAAGAGCUCGUAUGAACGGAGCCCCUCCAUCAAUCGCCAGCUCCAUCGCGUCAUUGGACGAACCUACACGCAUAGAGCCCCCCAUCUCUCGUCGCUGGAAUGGGAACGGGCAGGUGCUUCCGCCUCCCCCGGAGGAACCCGAGGAACCUGAACCCCCUCGUGCUGCGAACGACAUUACGGUCUCCAUUUCUAGCAUACUCAGUAACGAUUCGUCACGGAGCGUUGACGCACUGAAGAAGAUCCAGAAGGUGCUCGAGAUCAAUCCAGACGAAGGACCAUCAUCUGCUCCAUAUCAACAACUCGCUGAUCAUACCGAAGGCCUCAUCGAGACCAUCACGCUUCAAAUGGCGCACGUCUUUGAGCGGCCAGAAGACAUUACGGUUCCGGAGAACUUCCGCCUGGCGAAGCAUCUCAUCCAGACCCUGAAUGCGUUCUGCGACCACGUGUUCCUGGCAGAAUCAUUGACGGUCGACAUACUGACGUCGCUGCUCGAAGAACUGACGUUGCGCUUACUACAAACGGACAAUAGUCCAGAUAGCAGAGUUAAAGAUCUGUCUCGGUUCAUCAACAUGAUCAUCCUACGGUUAUUCGCAACCGGACGGAGAAUGUCCAUAUUCCGCGCGCUAUUCGCGUUGCUACUACAGAUUGUAAAGCCGUUCCCAACCAACGGCACCUCGGCGGACGCACAGGAUGCAAAGGUUGCUGAGCUAGUCUUGAAGUGUGUCUGGAAGCUUGCACGUAAUCUCCCGCAGGAUCUUCAGAACCAGGCGCUAGAUCCUGUGGAACUUUUCCCCGCCGUAGAGCACUUCUUGCAGUCGGUGCCUCCAAACGAAUGGCGUGCAAGAGCGACGAAUAAGGUGCCAUGUGGUGACAUGCCUCUUCGCACAAUCAAGGUCAUUAUCCAGCAUGUAGUUGCACACUACGGUGACGAGGUCUACGACAUUCUGUCUGCGUCAUUCGAUGACCCCUCUGCAACCAUUGUCUACCCAUACGUGUACCGCAUCUUGAACUCAUCCACGAAGACAGCAGCGGAGGUCCCAGUUCGAGCUGGCGGCCUUGGUCUCGAGGAGACUGGUCGUCAAUCAUUCCCUUCGUCGUCGAGUCGACCCAUUUCCCCGCACGGAACAUCUUCGUCUGUUACUUCAGACCUUCAACCCCAGUCGUCUUCUAGUCAUGGGCGGAGCCAUAGUAUAUCGUCAACUAAUGGACAUGCCUUGACCACGAAGGAGCCAGAUCCAGACGAUCAGCUAAAUGUGAUCAUUCAGCACAUUUCGAGCGAAACGACGGGUGCAAUGCACAAGGAGGGAAUUACUGAGCUGCACCACUAUCUCAAGGAGUAUCCUCACAAGAAAGCGAAGGUUGACAAGAUGCUUGAGUCGACAGGUCCUGCGUUCCGGAAAUACAUCACUCGAGCACUGGCCAGCCGGGCAGCAGAGGAUGAUGAGCGUACAGUAGCAGUUGCAAACACUUUGUCAAAGCUGGAGUCAAAUGGCCGCGAACGAACUAGCACGUCGUCGAGCUACAGUCCAGCUCUGGACAGUAGUCAUAUAACAAUGCCCACAUCCCCUACACGCUCAGAGCGUUCUCCCCGCUCACCACCACGGUCCAGUGUAUCUGAACUCCCUGAGGCUCAGCAGGAGAAGCUCUCAAGACUACAUGACUUGUUCCAAUAUCGAUCCAGUAUUAUUAGCAACGGGUCAUCUCAUGGGCGCUCAACGCCGCUGUCGCGGGGGGCUCCUGGUUCAGGAUAACGUCCGCAGUGACGAAGAGGUUCUAUAUUGCUUGAGAUUGUUGACAUAUCUGCGUUCGUGUACAUUGUCCUCGUAUUAAUGGGUUGCUGUAGGAACAUUUCGCUGUAUGUAUACCCGAGAUCUGUGACCUCCCACUGAUAUAGAAUUGGACGAGGUGCAUAAUUCGACGUGGAGGACUA